GUUCAGGUGAGCCGUUGCUCGUCGGGGCGGCCGGCUGCGGCGGCUCCAGGGCCCAGCAUGCGCGGGGGGCCCCGCGGCCAUCAUGUACGUGGGCUAUGUGCUGGACAAGGACUCCCCCGUGUACCCCGGCCCUGCCAGGCCCGCCAGUCUCGGCCUGAGCCCACAGGCCUACGGCCCCCCGCCUCCGCCCCCCGGGCCCCCGCAGUACCCCGACUUCACCGGCUACCCUCACGUGGAGCCAGGCCCCGUGCCCCCUGCGGCCUGGAGCGCGCCCUUCUCUGCGCCCAAGGACGAAUGGGCCGCCGCCUACGGCCCGGGCCCCGCGGCCCCCACCGCCAGCCCGGCCCCGCUGGCAUUCGGGCCCCCUCCGGACUUUAGCGUGGUGCCCGCGCCCCCGGGGCCUGGCCCGGGGCUCCUGGCGCAGCCCCUCGGUGGCCCAGGAGCACCGUCCUCGCCUGGAGCGCAAAGGCGGACGCCCUACGAGUGGAUGCGGCGCAGCGUGGCGGCCGGAGGAGGCGGUGGCAGCGGUAAGACUCGAACGAAGGACAAAUACCGUGUGGUCUACACCGACCACCAGCGCCUGGAGCUGGAGAAGGAAUUCCACUAUAGCCGUUACAUCACCAUCCGGCGGAAAUCAGAGCUGGCCGCAAAUCUGGGGCUCACUGAACGUCAGGUGAAGAUCUGGUUCCAAAACCGGCGGGCAAAGGAGCGCAAAGUGAAUAAGAAGCAGCAGCAGCAGCAGCCGCCCGCACAGCCACCCCCGGCAGCCCACGAUGGCACCCCCACUCCGGCUGGGCCACCCCUGGGGGGCCUGUGCCCCGGCUCGGCCAGCCUCCUGGGCGCCUCCUCCCCAAUGCCUGUCAAGGAGGAGUAUCUGCCGUAGCCCCCUGACCAGCCUUGUGGGCUGGGGGCCUUGAGGGCCCCGGGGCUGGGAAUGUGGCUCCUUCUGGGGCCCAGGAGGCCUGGUCUGAGUCCCAAGCCCUGCCACGGAGCUUCUGAGUAAGCGUGGACAAGUCCCCCACCCAGCCCCUGCAUCCCCUGGGCCAUCACGCAGCGAGCCUGCUGGAUAAGGCCCUUUGCCAGGGCCGGUGUUCUAGGCCUCGGGGGAUAAGGGGGCCUGGGCCGGGAGGUCCUAAUCCCUGGGGGGCUCGGUGAGGGGGCCACCCAGCUCCUCCUCCACAGGCUCAAAGGUUAGAGGCCACCGUAGGGACCAGACCCCUCGAGAAAGGAGGUGCAACCGAGAGAAGACGGAAGGCUUGCUGACCAUGACCUGAAGUGGGGGAGGGUGUCAGACUACCUGCCUUUUCCUGCAGCCUCCCCUCUACCUGCCCCUGGUGUAACAUGCGCCAGACCCUCUCCAGGCUGGAUGCAAAGCACAAAACCCGCAGGAUUGGACCUGAGCAAGAAGUUCUGGACCACAGAGCCAUAUUCCCCUCACUUGAAUUCUCAGUGGGGUUUCCAGAUUGGAGGGGAGGCCCCUGAAGGGGAACAGAGGGGCAGAGUCCACCCUGCCAAGUUUCUACCACCCCACCAGGCUGUCCCUCAGGGCCCAGACCCCAGGGAGUCCCAGAGAACUUUCUCUGGACCAAGCAGACCUCACAGUUGGGCAAGUGUUGCAUAGAGUGGAAUCUCUUGGAUGCAGCUUCAAGAAUAAAUUUUUUUUCCUCUUUUUAAAAA
Messenger RNA from Hippopotamus amphibius kiboko, 1677 nucleotides. RefSeq names its product caudal type homeobox 1 (gene CDX1). Gene Ontology annotation, cellular component: nucleus. Gene Ontology annotation, molecular function: DNA-binding transcription factor activity, RNA polymerase II-specific; RNA polymerase II transcription regulatory region sequence-specific DNA binding. Gene Ontology annotation, biological process: anterior/posterior axis specification; embryo development; animal organ morphogenesis. Bases 83 to 883 code for a protein of 266 amino acids. The transcript has 3 exons. Lineage: Eukaryota; Metazoa; Chordata; Mammalia; Artiodactyla; Hippopotamidae. The record is from RefSeq and is a predicted model, not a curated record.